Arabidopsis arenosa is the source of this 1593-nucleotide messenger RNA. The record is from the annotation of a GenBank genome assembly. NCBI's taxonomy places the organism in Eukaryota, Viridiplantae, Streptophyta, Magnoliopsida, Brassicales, Brassicaceae.
ACUGAAUUUUGAAGAACUUAAUCUAGGAACUGAGAGCAUUUCCUAGAGAUCUCGAUGGCAAUGGAGAAAGAUCUCAAUCCGAAUUCUCCACGGAUUAGAAAGCUAAGGGAUAAUAGUUAUCCUAACACACCAACGUCUCGAAUGAGUAGUAAUAACCAAAGAGACAACCAUUAUCCCAACAAUCCUAAUUCACCAAGGGAUUACAAUUAUACUCCUAGCUCUCCAACAGCCCGCAUUCGACACCGCAGGCGAUCAAGCGAGAAUUUAGCUGAGGUGAACAGAAGCAAUGUAAGUAGAGUAAGCAAUUUGUUGCUUGGUGAUAAGAACAAGUACAGAUCAAUGUGGAUAAGGACAUGCUCAUCUCUGUGGAUGCUUGGUGGAGUUGUCUUUAUAAUCUACAUGGGUCAUCUCUACAUUUGGGCUAUGGUUGUGGUUAUACAGAUAUUCAUGGCUAAAGAGCUCUUCUUUCUUCGUAGAAGAGCUCAUGAAGAACGUCGCUUACCCGGUUUCUGGCUCUUGAAUUGGCACUUCUUCUUCACCGCUAUGUUGUUUGUAUAUGGACGCAUCAUUCAACAGCAGCUAGUCAACACGGUUUCUUCAGACAGAUUCAUCUACAAGCUUGUGAGUGGCCUUAUCAAGUACCAGAUGGUUAUUUGCUACUUCCUGUACAUCGCAGGUCUCAUAUGGUUUAUCCUUACAUUGAAGAACAAGAUGUAUAAGUAUCAGUUUGGUCAAUACGCUUGGACACAUAUGAUCCUUAUCGUUGUCUUUACUCAAUCUUCCUUCACCGUCGCCAAUAUUUUCGAAGGGAUCUUCUGGUUUCUACUGCCAGCAGCACUUAUAGCUAUGAACGAUGUAGCGGCUUAUUUCUUCGGUUUCUAUUUCGGGAAAACUCCGCUCAUUAAGUUGUCUCCAAAGAAAACAUGGGAAGGUUUCAUCGGAGCAUCAGUUGCAACUAUAAUCUCUGCAUUUAUUUUUGCAAAUGUCUUAGGCCAGUUCCAAUGGCUUACAUGUCCAAGGAAGGAUUUAUCAACUGGAUGGCUUCAUUGUGAUCCAGGCCCUCUCUUUAGGCCAGAGUAUUACCCAUUGCCCUCUUGGAUCGCUCCAUUUUCUCCAUGGAAAGGGAUCUCGACCCUGCCUGUCCAAUGGCAUGCUUUCUCUCUCGGUCUAUUCGCAUCAAUUAUGGCACCUUUUGGUGGUUUCUUCGCAAGUGGUUUCAAAAGAGCUUUCAAGAUCAAGGAUUUCGGAGACAGCAUACCAGGACAUGGAGGAUUUACCGAUAGAAUGGAUUGCCAAAUGGUUAUGGCGGUUUUCGCAUACAUCUACAUCCAAUCAUUCAUUGUUAAUCAGGACUACAGUGUCGAGAUGAUCCUAGACCAGAUAUCGAGGAGCCUGGGACACGAGGAGCAGAAAAUGCUUUAUGUAAAGCUCGGAGACAUUCUUCAACAUAAGUUGCAGGGCAGGUUUUAAAAAGUGAGUGCAAGUUGUGCGACUCUGUUUUCAGCUUCUUUCCCUAUGGUUAGUUUCUGGUUGCAUCAGACCAUGUAAAACUUUAAUUUGUAUCUGAUUAAUUAAUCAAACAGAGACUUGGUA